AUGAAUUCGAUCGGCAAACUAGAAGAAUUUGAUGAAACACGCAACGAUUGGACUGCAUAUAUAGAAAGAGUUGAACAGUAUUUCCUUGCGAACGAUGUAGCCGAUGAUAAAAGAGUUCCAGUUUUGUUGACAGUGAUCGGAGGUAAGACGUAUAGUUUAUUACGAACACUGACUUCUCCUGAUAAACCUUCGACCAAAUCAUUUGAUCAAAUAGUGGCAAUCUUAAAGGGACAUUUGUCGCCCAAACCCUUACUGAUCGCAGAACGAUUUAGAUUUCAUAAGCGAGAUCAAAGAGACGAUGAAAAUACUAAUACUUAUGUGGCUGAAAUUAAGAAGUCAUCCGAACACUGUGAGUUUGGUACAGCGUUAAAUGACUCGUUAAGGGACAGAUUUGUUUGUGGACUAUACAAUGAAUCUAUUCAGAAACGCUUACUUGUCGAAACCAGCCUUACGUUCGAGAAAGCUUUAAAACUUGCGGUUGCCAUGGAAACGGCCAUGAAAGAUUCACUUGAGUUGAGGGGGAAAGCUAAGACAAUACCUCCUGUGAACAGCAUUCGUGAAGUCCCAAUGCAACAUAAACGUUAUAGAUGUGGGAAAGAGGGGCACGAACCCCAGGAAUGCUAUUUCAAAGAUCAAUAUUGUAGAAACUGUGGGAAAAAGGGCCAUAUAAAACGUGUAUGUAGGGGGAAGCCUUUUAAACAAAAUUCCCCUAUCAAGCCAAGUUCGAGCAAGAAAAAGGGCCCAGAAGUACAUAAGGUUCAAAACGAAAGUGAUAGUGAUAGCGAGGACACCUUGGCAUCCCUAGAACUGCACAAGGUUUCUAAAGCCCACACUAAUAUAAUCUGGGUAACCCCCGACGUGGAAGGGAAACCCCUGCAAAUGGAAUUAGACACUGGCUUUGCUGUAUCUGUACUUCCACUUAGUAAAUAUAGCACAACGUUUAAGUCAAGCAAACUCCACCCAACAACCACUGUCCUCAAAACCUACACCGGGGAGAGAAUCCAACCCGUAGGAGUCUUGAAUGUCGAAGUUAAGUAUAAAGAAGAGAUGCAGAAGCUAAAUUUGUAUGUGGUCGAAACAAAGGGGCCUGCCCUCUUUGGUCGAGACUGGCUAGAAAAGAUCACACUAGAUUGGAAAGCAAUCAACACAUUGGCAACCACACCACCAGGAAAUCCAUCAACCCAAUUACAAGAGAUCCUUGAUAAAUACAGGGAUGUCUCCGAAGAAGAUAUUGGUAUGCUAAAGACUACCAAAGCAAAGCUGACCCUGAAAGAAAACAGCCAGCCAAAGUUCUGCAAAGCGAGACAAGUACCAUAUGCUCUGCGACCAAAAGUUGAGGCUGAGUUGACCAAGUUGCAGAAUGACGGCAUCUUGACCAAAGUUGAUUGGAGUGAAUGGGCAACCCCGGUUGUUCCAGUGAUAAAGAAGAAUGGCAAUGUUCGAUUGUGUGGUGAUUUCAAGCAAACCAUCAAUCCAGUCUUGCACGUUCAACAAUACCCGCUCCCAAGGAUUGAUGAUAUUUUUGCCUCCCUCGGCGGUGGGCAAAAUUUCAGCAAGAUUGAUCUGCGACAGGCGUAA
Paramuricea clavata is the source of this 1578-nucleotide messenger RNA. Lineage: Eukaryota; Metazoa; Cnidaria; Anthozoa; Malacalcyonacea; Plexauridae. The record is from the annotation of a GenBank genome assembly.